AUGACCCUGGAGUCCAUCAUGGCGUGCUGCCUUAGUGAGGAGGCAAAGGAAGCGAGACGGAUCAACGACGAGAUCGAAAGGCAGCUUCGCCGGGACAAGAGAGACGCUCGCCGGGAACUGAAGCUACUGCUACUCGGUACAGGAGAAAGCGGCAAAAGUACAUUCAUUAAACAGAUGAGGAUCAUCCAUGGGUCAGGAUACUCAGAUGAGGACAAACGAGGCUUCACAAAACUGGUCUAUCAGAACAUCUUCACUGCUAUGCAGUCUAUGAUCAGGGCCAUGGACACUCUGAAAAUCCCCUACAAGUAUGAGCACAACAAGGCGAAUGCACAUAUAGUCCGUGAGGUGGAUGUCGAGAAGGUGACCAUGUUUGAUAGCCCUUAUGUUGAAGCCAUAAAGAGUUUAUGGAUUGACCCAGGCAUCCAAGAGUGUUACGACAGACGGAGAGAAUACCAGCUCUCUGAUUCAGCCAAAUACUAUCUCAAUGACUUGGAUCGUAUUGCAGACACUGCCUAUCUGCCCACCCAGCAAGAUGUCCUUAGAGUCAGAGUUCCAACCACAGGGAUCAUUGAGUACCCUUUUGACUUACAGAGCGUCAUUUUCAGGAUGGUGGAUGUAGGAGGGCAGCGAUCAGAAAGAAGGAAAUGGAUUCACUGCUUUGAAAAUGUGACAUCUAUCAUGUUCCUAGUAGCUCUCAGUGAAUACGAUCAGGUACUUGUGGAGUCCGACAACGAGAACCGUAUGGAGGAGAGCAAAGCAUUAUUUAGGACGAUAAUCACAUAUCCCUGGUUUCAGAAUUCUUCUGUCAUUCUUUUCUUGAACAAGAAAGACCUUCUAGAAGAGAAGAUCAUGUAUUCUCAUCUAGUUGAUUACUUUCCUGAAUAUGAUGGGCCUCAAAGAGAUGCACAAGCAGCAAGGGAGUUCAUCUUGAAAAUGUUUGUGGAUCUGAAUCCUGACAGUGACAAAAUAAUCUACUCACACUUCACAUGUGCCACAGACACGGAGAAUAUACGCUUCGUCUUUGCUGCUGUCAAGGACACUAUUCUACAGUUGAACCUAAAGGAGUACAAUCUGGUCUAGUGUGGGAGAGAUGAGAGAAUACGGAAGAGUGACUUCAUUAUCUGUGGAGAAAAAGAAAACCUAAUUGCAUAAUACUAAUUUAUUGCCGUCCUGGACUCUGUAUUCACAGAGUUUGUAGUAAAUAUUCUGAUUUUAUUUAAAAGAAAUGGGGGGUAAAAGAUGCUGGGUAACAUUUGCAGCACAAUGUCCUCAUUUUUAAGCGAAACCUUGUGAACUUCAAAUGUUUGGGGUUUUCUGUCGAAAUCUCACACAUGCACUCAAAAGAGAGUAAGGGUCUUGAUUUUUUUUCUUUAGCUUUUAAAUCAGAUUUUCAAGUGCGCCCUGCACCCUGCUUUCCUUGACUUGUCUUUGAGGUAACAAUUACUUUUAUUCAGAUCCAUUCCUUUUAAAACUCUCUCUUUCUUCUCUGACCAUUAGAAAUUAUCCUCAUCUUAGAAACAAAGCCAUCUGUUCUUCUAAUUUAUGUAUUUUCUGAAGGAUAAAAAGUAUUGAUACUGUGAUUUUUAAAUUAUUAAUAUGUAUAAAUUAUUACUUCCAGUUUGGUACUAUCUAUUUUCAUCCUGGGCUAAAGAAAAAAAUAUAAUAAUAAUAACUUGGACGCUCACCAAGCAAUAGGUAGUUGCAUUCAGAUUUCAGAUAACCUAAGGAUUAAUCAUAAAUAGACAUAAGCAAAUUAGUUCCUAACAUUGGACGACUCAAUAUUUAUAGAGUGCUAUCUUUUCCAUUCUGGUUAUCUUGUGCCACAAUUGCAUCAUUUAUAUUGCAGAUGCCAAACAGAAUGCCAUGAACACUACGACGUCCCCAAACCUCUGCAGUAUAAAGCUACCUUUUGUGUUCUUUGAUUCAUUCUCUUUCAUGUUUAAGCUAUGGCUGGAGGCAGCAUCUUUCCAGUUUUAUUAUUUUUGUUUUUUUUUUUAACUUAUUGUAUACUUUUUACCUUGCCAGCUAGGUGGCAUUUUAUUUCCCAAAGCUUUUCAUAUUGAACGUUUUAUGUAAAAUGCCAAAACCGCUGAUUAAGAAUCAAUUGGAUUGGAUCGGAAACUGAAUGCCAAGCCUGUGUUGAAUUAAUGUGGCGUCAGCUCAUAGGAUCCCAUUAGUCUGUGGUGUUUUAUUAAUGCCAAAUGAAGCGGGUUCGGAAACGUGACGAAACGUUUGGGUGUUCUUUGCACAUAUGUAAAAUUUACAGACCAUUUUGAAGCUACUAUGGAUCACUUUUGAUGUCUGUGUGUGAUUGGUAGUAUUACUUGGCACCUUUCAAUGUAGGAUAAUGAAGAUAUUAAUGUAUUAAUUUUGGCAAAAAAAAAUAUAAUAACUUGAAGCUUGUUCUUUGCCAUUGCCAGAGUAAAAGUUCAGUUUUUUGUUUU
Polypterus senegalus (gray bichir) is the source of this 2444-nucleotide messenger RNA. RefSeq names its product guanine nucleotide-binding protein G(q) subunit alpha. Gene Ontology annotation, biological process: action potential; adenylate cyclase-modulating G protein-coupled receptor signaling pathway; phospholipase C-activating dopamine receptor signaling pathway. NCBI's taxonomy places the organism in Eukaryota, Metazoa, Chordata, Cladistia, Polypteriformes, Polypteridae. Bases 1 to 1080 code for a protein of 359 amino acids. Gene Ontology annotation, cellular component: heterotrimeric G-protein complex. The transcript is spliced from 7 exons. The record is from RefSeq and is a predicted model, not a curated record. Gene Ontology annotation, molecular function: G-protein beta/gamma-subunit complex binding; guanyl nucleotide binding; GTPase activity.